AUGCAUAUCGAUGUCUUACGUGUCUUGACUUCACGUUUUAAGAAUUCUGCCCGCCUGAACCUCAAGGGCACUGCCCCUCACUUCUACGACAAUGAUGGAUACUCUUAUGAGGCUGUUCAUGCCGGCCGUCUUUACCCGCGCGCGCUCGCCGCAGAAUCAUUGACUCCAUUGCACGACGUAUGGCCGGAAGUACAGGAGCUCCCCAAGAAUUCCUCCCCCGCAAAGCAACUCAAGAAGGCAGGGUCGAAAGUGGAGUCAAAACUCCCAAAAACUGAAGGACGACCGCCCGGAGCAAGCAAUGUGCAAGGCACUGACCCCCAAGAGGCAUUGGCACUCUCUCCCCCAACGUCAAUACCUGCUACUCAGCCAAUACAUUCCGUUUCUCUGCCCACGGAUUCCUCCCCUUUGACCCAACUCAACGAGGGAAGGUCGGAAGUCACUACUUCCGAAGUGGAGUCAGCAAAAACUGGAGGACCACCGCCCGGAGCAAGCGAUGCGCAAAGCACUGGCCCUCAGGAGUCUUUGCCAUUCCCUCCCCCAUUGCCAACACCUACGCCUCCGGUCACCAAUCAUGUUACUACUCAGCCAAUACAUACCGGUUCUUCUCCCAAAUAUUCCUCCCCUCCCUCCCCUGUGGUCCAACUCAAUAAGCCAAGUUCGGAAGUGGAGCCCUUGAUCCAACUCAACGAAGCAAGGUCGGACGUGGAACCCUUGAUCCAACUCAACGAGGCAAAGUCGGGAGCAGAGUCACCACAAAAAACGGGAGGACCAGCACGCGGCACUGACUCGGCAUUUUCGUCCCAAGAGCCUGCGCCUCAGUCGAAGCCUAAACUGACAAUCGUUAACAAAUCAAAACUCACGUUAAAAAAGUACUUUAAGCGCAUACAAAAAAACCUCUACCAAGUCCUUGCUUGGUUCAAUGUUGCAGGUUACAAAAUUAGAAUGCGAUUCCUUCGCCCUGCCACCCCAGAAGAAUUACAAAGAUAUACCGAAGUAAGAGAUCAACUCUCCGGUUUACUUGCUACACACCAAGCCCUCAAGCUGAACGAUAAAGAGGUACUAGACGCAAACACCUUGGCCAAGCGGCUCGACAAAAAACUAUCCCCGCCCGUCAACCCGUACAAGUCCCCACCUGCAAAAUCUGAGUAUAAAGACUAUUUGGCAAGAUUGGAGUCACGAUAUAAAUUGGACUAUGAUCUUGAAGAUCUGCGCCAACGAUGGACAUCGCAACCUAUCAAACUUUCCCAGGGAUUAACUUCCGCCGAAGGCGUUACUGAGAAUCGGCUGAACAUCGCACUCUCAAACUUGAACCGCCAGAAUUACCUCGCGGAGUAUGACAAACGUUGUCGGAAUGUUAUUCAAGAUCUCCAACCUCAGCUUACACAAUGGCAGGAGCAGCCGAAAGGAUAUUUCCCGUCCACGGACUCACUGCAGUAUUUCCCAUCUUUUUAUCACGAUAGGAAUCCUCGCCAGCCCUACUGGGGCAAGAAGUUCUUUGUUCAAGCUCGAACUGCCCAGCUUCAGUUAGCGCAAGGUGCCGAAUUUCCAUUAUCUCCAGUCAAGACGCCUCUGACGCCUUUGGGGGAGCUUUUGCGAGACACGCCUUCCAGUAUCCCACUGGAGGAACUCUUGCACGACUGGACGAUAGCGGAAGGAUUUGGUGCAAUGCUAGAUUCUGUAAGCCAAGCAGCCAGGACUCUUCUCGUGAAUGAACUUCAAGAGCCACUUUCUGUCGCGCUCAACAAGCCGUUAGAGUUGGAACCUUUCUUAAAAUCGAUCUUCGCAAGCACCAGCAAAGAAGACAUUGCGUGGCGCGAAAAGCUCUUUCAGGAUUUCUAUGGCUCGUCGGCGACUCCGUCCAUGUUAUUUGAACAGCUGAAGGGUAUUCCCGACGAGCAAGUCCGUUUACGCUCUGCCUUUGAAAAUCAUUCAGGCCUGCUUGCCUUCUUGGACAAGGCAGACCGGAAAAGCCUCGAACAGGCUUCAUCAGAUCCCGCAAAGUUGGCGGAGGCCCUGACUUGGAUCGAAAGCCGCUCCGAAGCAGGAAGUAAAGUGUCAGAAGAAUUGCAAGAUUUCAGAAACGAAGCCCUCAAGCCCGAUUACGAUGUCGAACGGCCAUUUGUUGAAAACUUGCACAAACAAGGCAUAAUUGAUCAAUCGACUCGACAGCAACUGAAUCCACCCGGCGGGCUGUCUCGUCAAAAGUUUCUGAAUGCGCUCGGGACGAAGGAAGAUUUCACGAGACAACUGAUGACGAAUCUGGAAAAUGACCUGUUAAAAACACUGGCCCCCUCGGAAGGAAACCCGCCGGGAACUGUCGCAAGGACCACCGAACACCUCGCCCAGUUGCACGUUGAAAAGCUUCACAAGCAGGCCGAGUCCGAGUACUUCAAACCCGGCCUGUUUCAAAAUCCUCCAAAGUACGAGUUUCUUCCAGCACUGAGGGUAUUCGACCCGCAAGAGGUGAGGAAGCUUGCCAAGCUUUCCGACCACAAGGAAAUGCUCUUCAAGGCCUACAUCCAGGCUCGUCUGCCACAUUUCGAGCUUCCCAAGGUGCAAUACAAAUCAGAGAUGGACAAGUUUUUGAGUCAAAUCAAAAUCCCGCAACCCGGAGCACACCCCGCGGCUCGAACCGACAAGCGGAGUGUGCUCCAUAGUCUGCCCAACUUCGACGAACGCCUGUCUGUCUUUUACCUGGAGCCGCUCAAAGCGGCGGACGCGCGAUUGGACGGAACCCCAUACGCACGUCUGACCGACAAAUCGCGGCGACAGCUCAAUGCGCUGGCUUCCGAAGCUUACCUGCGCCGGCACCAACUCGACCAAACGCCCCAACUGCGCCUCCAGUGGAGUGCCGACAUCGCCCAGUUCGAGAAAACACACUUGCGACAGAUCCCGGUGAUCCUCCAAGUCAUGGAAUCCUUCUUGCGCCAGGCAAAGGCUGCCAGUUGA
Messenger RNA from Puccinia triticina, 2949 nucleotides. RefSeq lists its product as uncharacterized. The record is from RefSeq and is a predicted model, not a curated record. Lineage: Eukaryota; Fungi; Basidiomycota; Pucciniomycetes; Pucciniales; Pucciniaceae. The transcript is spliced from 7 exons. The coding region runs from base 1 to 2949 and encodes 982 amino acids.